Hyposmocoma kahamanoa is the source of this 5671-nucleotide messenger RNA. RefSeq lists its product as uncharacterized. Bases 1 to 4947 code for a protein of 1648 amino acids. Gene Ontology annotation, cellular component: spindle pole; gamma-tubulin complex; equatorial microtubule organizing center. NCBI's taxonomy places the organism in Eukaryota, Metazoa, Arthropoda, Insecta, Lepidoptera, Cosmopterigidae. Gene Ontology annotation, biological process: mitotic cell cycle; cytoplasmic microtubule organization; spindle assembly. The transcript has 17 exons. Gene Ontology annotation, molecular function: gamma-tubulin binding; microtubule minus-end binding. The record is from RefSeq and is a predicted model, not a curated record.
AUGGAAGGUGAAGGUAGCUUUUUUGGACUCCUCACAGAACUAUGUAACAAAACAGCCACGAAAUACAGCACUCGGAACAAGAUUUCGCAGAAGCUAUUGUCUAGUAAAAUGAGAUCGCAUGCCUACGAGAUUAUUCUGAAGAAAUCUAGGAAAGAAAUAAACUAUAACUCGAAAGGUGCUAUUACUGAUUUGCUCUCGUAUUAUCUUGUAUUUCAUCAAAAUGUUAAGAAUGUGGCUGAGUACAAGAAGUGUUUAGAAUUAAAGAGAGUUAUCGGUGAAGUACAGCAAGUUGAUUUUGGGGAAGAGAAAGAUCAAGUUUACAAUGUACUCACGCUUCUGGUUGGGUUAAGUGAUUCACUUAUAGAAGAUCAUUCACACAAGUUGUUCAAUAAACCAUUUUCAUUUGGGCUGUUGGAGCAGAUGUUACCAAAACUACCUCGUGCACAGUUUGGUUCCCCGGAACCAUACUCUUACUACCCGUUGCACAUUUUUGUACUGCCGUAUUCUUUGAAUCAACAAAAUAAUCCUAUAAAUGGGAAACAAUCAUGUACAUUUACUGAGUACACUGUUGAGAGUUUCGACUCUAGAUCACUUUUACCUGAACGUACUACACCUGGAGGAGGGGAAAUAAAGAGCUUUCGUAGUCCAAUGUCCCUGCCAUCUUUUUCCUCAACUAAUUUGUCCCCAUGCCGAUACCUAUCCAGUGUAUUGUGGAACCACCCUAGACUGACAGCACCUAGAGACUUGCAAAUACCAACGUCAGGCUCUAAAGGGUGUGACAGUAUGAAGGUAACCUUUGCUGAUGGAAAUGAGGAACAAGAGGUGUUUAGACCAUCAUCAACUGAUUUAGAGGAUAUUUGGGAUAUUGUCACUCAAGUUGACAAGGAUAUACCUGAUGACAUAUGGCAGAUAGCUUCAAAACUUCCGCCAAUAUAUGAAAGGCAGCUUAUAUCGACAUCGCUGCGAGAAAUGGUACUGUGGCGGCAAUUGUACGAAAACGCCCUUAAUGAUCUCAGUGUUAUAUCUGAGAAACAGUUCAUUCGGAAUGUCAUGUAUCUUUUGAUUGGCAUAGAAACAACUUCAUUCCCAUUCAGUGAAGAAUCAAAUUGUUUUUACAUGAAAGAAAAUUUAGUUUUAGAAGGGAUAUCGAAGGAACAUAUCAGAGGCUACAUGACAGAGUUGCAACUGGUUGGCACUUAUUACAAACGAUUGUAUACAUUCGCCUUUAAUCAGGGCUUGAAUGAUCACUUUCGUAAUAAUGGACUUGUAUUUGAGGCGGCAAGAGAAGUAAUAAGACAAUACCUGUUACAUUUCCGGCUUAAAACGACGGAGAUAUACGAGGAAUGUACCAAAGCGAGCAAUGAAGAACUAAAUUGCAUGCCCACUUUACUGCAGAUCGUUAAUCACAUGGAACCGUUGAAAUACGAAAUAGAAACUAUAGUUUCUAUUUACAAGCUUAUUAAUGCAGAUCCAAAGAUCACGUUACCGUUGGGCGCUGAGUUAAUGUCGUAUUUGUUUAACGAAAUAUCGUUGAUAACGCAUAGACACACGGCGCUCACUAUGUUUGGGGCACUGUUUUCCAUCUGCAAAGUUUAUUUCCAAUUCAUAGAAAGGUUCAUAUUCGAUGGUGAACUUGAUGACCGAUUCGACGAGUUCUUUAUACGAAAAGAUUCUCAAUACGUAAACACUCGUUCAAAGAGAUAUUGGGAUAAAGGAUUUCAUAUAAUUCAAACUGUGGCAGUGCCAGAGUUCUUGAGACCAUUGGCGAAGUUUAUAUUGCUUUGUGGAAAAUCUUUACGGCUGUUGAAACAAUGUAACCCGAGUGAUCCUUUAGUCCUGCUUAUAUCAUCAGACCAUCCAUCCGUGACGUGCUGUGCGAGUUUCGAAGAAUUAGAAAGGCAGCAACAAGUCCUUGAUGUGUAUCGUACCAGAUGUCUGUUUGUGAGCGGCGAGCCAGUUACAUUCGAUCAGAUUCAGUUGAAGAAAGAGGCAGAGAGGAAGGCUUUCACUGAAAUGGCUUCGCUGAAACAGGCUGAGACUAUGGAGAAAAUUGUUGCGGAACGAAAACGACUGGCACAGCUAAUAAUAGCAGAGAAGCAGCACUCGUUGCGAGUGCUCGAAGCGGCAAUGGCCGAGGCGCAAGCCGUCAAAAUGAAGGCCAAGCAACGUGAGAAGCACCGCACGCAGCUUGAGGUAGAAGCCGAGAAGGCCGCUGAGGAAGUCGAUUCGAUGCUUAAAGAUCAGGAAAGAAACAAAAUCAUGGAAUACUACUCAAAAUUAAAUAUGGAGGUUGAAAAGAGUAAAUUACACGCCGAAUGGAAGAUCAAACGAUUACAAUUAGAUCAAUCAAGGAUGCAGCUAUUGUCAACUGAAGAGAGAAAUCUAAAAAGGGAGAAAUUGGAGUUGGAACAUAAAAGAAAUGAAGAGAUUAUGGCUAUGUCUAUUCAAAGUACAGAUUUGAAAUCUGAUGUUGAAAAUGAGACAGAUGACGCAGAUAAACAUUCUGAUGUAAUCAAGACAAACUCUACGAAAUCGCACCUUUCAAGAGAUAAAGAAAAAGAUGAAGUAUCUGAUUCGGAUUUAAAUAAAGCAAAAUACAAAACGGCUGUCUUUAGUGCCAUAUGUAAUGUGGCAAAAAGUAUCUUUGGUGGAUCGAAAAACAACGAAGACGAUGACUGUGAUAACAAAAAGGAAUUAGAUGCACAAGGCAAUGUCGUUCCUGUCGACAGUGAAAACAAUAGUAAUGAAACUAAAACUUCAAGUCAGGUAAUAGGUUCAUGCAUUAAUGACGUGUUUGAUAAUCUCCAGUAUCUAAAAGUCAAAGGAGAGGCGAUGAAAAAUAAACAAAAAGUGAUGGCUCACAAAUUUGGUCACGUCGAUAUAGAGAACAAUCAAACUAUAGAUCCUCCAUUAAUAAACUUGUCAGUUGAUGGUGACAAUAAUGUCCCCGGUAUGUGGAAUGCCACUUAUUUAGAAACAAAGCGUAACAAAAUGAAAGUCCUUGGAGCUGAUAUUGGUUCUAUCUGUUGUGCUAAGCCGUCCGUAUCCGAACCUUUUACUGAUGCGCAAAGAGAAGCCAUGAGGAAUAAAAAAAAAGUUCUUGGUGUGGAAUACAAUAUUCCUAUAGACUUAGGAGGAAAGAGAGAACCUGCAAAUCAAGCUCAGGUAGAAGCUCUAAGGAACAAGGAAAAGAUUUUAGGUUCUGAGGACAUUAGACCGAUGGAAUCAACUCCUCGGCUGGGGCCUCCCAAACGUUCUGAUUUGACCCUAAACUUGAAACCGUUUACCGUCGAAAAUACGAGUGAAUUUAACCUUGGAGUGACAACUAACACUGGGUUAUUAACGCCAGGAGAUUUGUUUCCUAGGCUUGAUUUGGAAACACCGACUACGGCAGAUAUACCACUCGAUGGAGCUUUAACAGGCGAGGCAUUCACACCUCACAGUGAAGGCACCAGACUAGAUACAGCUAGUAUGAAGACUGACAAGGAAUUCCUAAGGGGUGAUGGUUUCGACUUUUCCAUGAUUGUUGAUGAAUCUGUCGAAUCGAUAGGCGAUGUUCCUAGUGUCGAUACUCCUGAUAAUUCCAUUAACAAAGAUGUAGAAUUUGAACUAACCGACAAACAUUCCUUCAUCAAUUUACUAGAUGGCACGUACAGUUUAAAAAACAUGGAUCCGUUCGGAGUUAGAGAUCUGAAACCAUAUACUAAAGACUAUUUCUCGAGUAAAAUGGAUUUGACACCUUCAAAUUAUACUCAUCCAGCGGUUAUUAUGGCGGAGAUGAAGAAACGACCCUAUGCUAAUAUGUUUGCCUCACAUUUUGGCCCGGAAGAAGAUGACGACCAAAAAGUUACUUGUGAUAACAUAGCCACACUGACUGCUUGUUUACAAAGAUCGGUCAUGUUACCUCUAACAUAUCAACUUGAAGUUGUAAAUAACUCCAUACUGACUUAUUUUCUAGUCAAUCUCGACAUGUACGAGCAUUUGAGGAGUUUAAAGGAUUAUUUCUUUCUGAUGGAUGGGGAGUUUUCUAAAAGCAUAUGUCAAAACUUGUUCACUCGUUUGACGAAAACAUUGAACCCACAAGAACUGUUGAAUUUUGCAACAUUGCACAAUGUUCUUGACAAAGCUUUGGGAUGUUCGAUAUCUCAUAAUCACAAAUUUUCGGAAAACCUCUCAUUCACGAUAACAGAAUCUCCUCUGAGCUUCCAACACAGUUCCCCUGACGUACUCCAGUGUCUAUCCCUGACGUAUAUAGUCAACUGGCCAUUGAACAUCAUAUUGUCACAAGAAGCGUUAUUGCGAUAUGCCAAGGUGUUCCAGUUUUUGGUUAAAAUGAGGAGAAUUUGUUGGGUUUUGGGUGAGGAUUUUGAGACGUUGAAAAUUGCGGCAAAAGUAUCAAGACAGCACUCUCGAAAACUCAUAAAGUCUCCACAAUACGUAUCAAUACAAAUAUAUCGACACGUCAUGGCCUCAAUGGUACGCGCCCUCGACAACUACAUAGUAACAACGUGCAUUCUAUCCUCAUGGAAAGAGUUGGAGAAUGAUUUGAAAAAAGCCAGAACGUUAGACGAUUUGUAUGAAUGUCACGUUGUUUAUAUAAAAAAGGUCCUGUUCAGAUGUCUGUUAAAUAACAGAUCGACGCCUGUUAUGAAGCUUUUGAAUGACAUUUUCACAGUUAUCUUGAAGUUCAGUCGACUGUUGAAAGCUAGCGAAUGGCAUCAAAAACAACACAAUGGUCCCUUCACGCAUAGAAGCUAUCCCCAAUUGCAAGAACUCUUCCACAUAUUCGAGAAACUGGCGAAAUAUCUACACAAAGUGGUUACUAAAAUGAUGGAAUGUGGUUACCAAAGACAUCUUGGCGAAUUACUCACUAUGGUCAACCUGAAUGGUUAUUACGACUCAGAAAGAUCGAAAGAAGAACAAAGUAGUCACUUGCAGUCUACAUGAAGAUGUAAUAUCUGAUUUAUCUUAAUUUUAAUCACGUUCUAAACUCUGAAGGGAGAAGAUAUUUUAAAUCAAUUUUUUUAUAAUGGUCGCAGAAGAUGUGUACCAAUUUUUGUAUUUUCUGUAUUUUUUUUUAUUUACUAUAAGGCUUUUUGCAUUUAUUGUAGGUUAACAUGUGUCAUAUUUAUUCCCACCUGUUGCGCUGUAACCGUUUAAUCGUAUUUUGUUAUUUAUGAGGAUUAGGACGUGUAUGUACAUGCAGUCGAACCUGGUUAUAGCAAUCUGAAAUUACUGGACUUUAACAUAUUCACGUUCAGGAAUUACAGUCAACUAUAUAAACUGCCAUUUAUUUAAACUGAGAAAUUGAACGCUAUGAAAAUGCCGUAAGGCACAAUUUACAAUUAAAAAAUGCAUGUGGUAUACUGUUAUUUUCCUGAAUACCAAUUUGAAAACCAAUAUAUUUACCUAAGGGUUCCGGCACUCAAAAGCGAUUCCCGCGAUGUUGCCAGUUUGCUACGUUCGGCUGCGGCCGUAAAUAAUUGUUUAAUUGCAUUUUAAUAAUUACAUGUAAAUCAGAUGAAAGAGAUACAUUUAUUAAUAUAAAAUAGUUUAAUUAAAUAUCUGAAUAAUAUACCGGUGUACAGUUCUUACAAAAACUUAUAUAAUUAUUGUUAUCAUAAGCCAUUUUUUUAACCGACUUCAAAAAAAGGAGGAGGUUAACAAUUCG